This is a messenger RNA of Anthostomella pinea, 942 nucleotides long. The record is from the annotation of a GenBank genome assembly. Lineage: Eukaryota; Fungi; Ascomycota; Sordariomycetes; Xylariales; Xylariaceae.
AUGCAAGAGAGUCAGGGCCAGCAUAUGCAGCCGUUGCAGAUGCAGGCGCAGGCGCAGAGCCCGGACCAACAAAUCAGUAGCUCAGCCACUGGUGCUGCAACAUACCCAAGUGCUCCCGGCACCGGAACAGACAAGAUGAGCACCGCAGCAUCACAGCAAGACGCGGCCGGCUCUUCCGGGCCCGGCCCCGUCCCCAUCCCAGCGCCCGACGUGGCCGAGUCGUACGAGCAGCAGCACGUGCACAGCGUCUACGAGUCCAUCGCGCCGCACUUCUCGGCGACGCGGCACAAGCCGUGGCCCGUAGUAGCAUCCUUCCUGUCAUCGCUGGCCCCAGGCUCCGUCGGGCUCGACGUCGGCUGCGGCAACGGCAAGUACCUGGCCGUGAACCCAGCCAUACACAUCCUGGGCUCGGACCGCAGCGCCCAGCUCGUGCGCAUCGCGCGCGACCAUGGCGGCGAGCGCCGCGCCGACGUCGCCGUUGCCGACGGUUUGGCGCUGCCGUUCCGCAACGGGCGGGCGGAUUUUGCGGUCUGUAUUGCCGUGUUGCACCACCUUUCGACCAAGGAGCGGCGCGUCGGGGGCGUGAGGGCCCUGCUGGACGCGGUCAGGGAUGAUGGCGGGAAGAUAUUGGUUUUUGUCUGGGCGCUGGAGCAGAGGAGUAGUCGCAGGGGCUGGGACGAGGGCUCGGACCAGGACCAGCUCGUGCCGUGGGUCAUGAAGACGAAUAAGACGAAGCCGAAGCCGAAGAGCGAGGUGGAGGGGCAGGGGGAGGGCGACGGCGACGGCGACACGACGUAUCAGCGGUACUACCACCUGUACAAGAAGGGCGAGCUGGAAGAGGACGUCGUGGCGGCCGGGGGCAGGGUCCUGGACAGCGGCUACGACAGGGACAACUGGUGGGUGGUAGGGAGCCGUGGGGAACAAGCGAGCAUCACCAGCUAG